Carassius carassius (crucian carp) is the source of this 2746-nucleotide messenger RNA. RefSeq lists its product as uncharacterized. The transcript is spliced from 5 exons. The coding region runs from base 626 to 2158 and encodes 510 amino acids. NCBI's taxonomy places the organism in Eukaryota, Metazoa, Chordata, Actinopteri, Cypriniformes, Cyprinidae. The record is from RefSeq and is a predicted model, not a curated record.
ACUACGUGGAGCAUUACCCCACCAUGAUCAAGUGCUUUGGGCCCCUGGUGCAUGUUUGGACAAUGCGAUUAGAGGCCAAACACCGUUUUUUUAAACGAGUGGUGCAUGACGCUCAAAACUUCAAAAAUAUUUUGAAGACAAUGGCAGUCAGACACCAACACAUGAUGGCAUACCAUCUUGCUGCCCCAUCAUUUUUCAACCCUGAAACACAAGCGUCCAGUGUUGACUCUGUUCUGGUUUCAGCUCUACCAGAAGUAGCUCAGCUACACAUCAGAAGACUAACAACUAGUGACACAAUCUACCAGACAUCAAAGGUUACCAUCAAUGGCACAGACUAUGUCUGUGGAAUGUUUUUGUCUGUCGGAGAGAGUGGUGGGCUACCUAGGUUUUGCAGAGUAGAACACAUCUACCUUGUCAAUAGCACCAUUUCAUUCCUUUGUUCUGAUUGUGAGUCCUGGUUUUUAGAACAUCUUGGAUCCUAUGAGCUGUCACCUUCACAGACAAGUCUAUCAAUCCACCUAACGUCUGACUUAAACGAUUCAGUCCCUCUCUCUGCAUACGAGGUAGAAGGCUCGCUUCUGUUGACAGCCAAGAGAUUCAUACAAAUAAAACAAGCCAGUGCAUAAUGGCAGCUGUAUCUCCACAAUCCAUGAUCCUUCGUGUUGUUGAGCCAGACCGGGCUAGAAAAUUAAAACUCAGUUCACGACCAGCCUCUGUUGAUGCACUGAUUGCUGUUAUAAAAGAACAGCUGGAAAUAGACCUUGACUUCAGUUUAAAAUAUGAAGACCCCGACUUUGAUGGAAAACCUACUUCCCUCUCUGACAUUGAUGAGUUGCCACAGAAAGCUGUUGUGCAUGUGUCAUUUGAGCAAGAUUCCAGCUCUGUUGCAUCAACAGAAACAAUGUCAAGUGUAUCAUCCUCAGAACGUGGGAGAAGAUGGCCUUCACAUAUUUUUCCAAUUCCCACAUUCUCUUUUGACGUUGAACUGAAACUUCGGGAAGGUAAUGCCGAUUUUGAGAAGAACAACAAGCACCUUCAGUUAACAAGAGACAUCAAACAUGACAUUUUAGAAAAGCUAGCAUCUGUGAUGUAUGGCUACAAGGCUUAUCCCAGUGAUAAGGAGAUAACAAUGGUAGCUGAGGCUCUUGUGGUAAAAUAUCCUUGCUUGAAAGAAGCAGGAUCUCAGACUGGGUGGAAUGGGUGGAAAAAUAGCCUCAAAUUUAAGAUGGGGAACUAUAGGAGCAAGAUGAGAAGGGCUGGAUGUCCAGAGAUCACUGUAAAUGCUGGAAAAAGAAGUGCAAUGAAUCCUGACAAUGAAUCUUCACAUUCAAAUAUUAAAAGACCCAAACGAGCAGAAGUAAACUUUUUGCCCAACUUUCCCCAAGGAGAAAAUCCCUCAACUCUUGAACAGUUGAGACAGAAAAUUAUUGAUGAAAUGAAGAAAGCUGAGAAGAACUUACCACUUAUAAAAAAGAUGAUGCAAACCACCUUUGCUCUGCAGCGACAGACCAUAGUGAAGACAUGCCCACCAGUAAAAGAGCUAAUGGAACUCUGGCCUGCACUCAAAAUGGAAUCUGAGUUAAUGUGGGAGUUCCAACGGAUUACAAACGAGAACCUGCCCAACACAUUCUACUCUGAGCUUGACCGACAUCUUCCUAGACUGAUGACCCUGUUCAGACAGAAAGCAUCCAGAACCGGGAAGACAUCAGACACUUUAACUGAAAUCCUAAGAAUCCAUGAUGACCAGGAGUUUCAUGACAUACACACCAAACGUGUCACUGUUCUUCAUGCUCUUCCCGUGUAUCUAUGUGAGGACGUCUCUGGGUUUUUAAGGACCUGCAUGGACACAUCUGAUGAGCCAGAGCUUUUAGAUGUUGCAGUGGCCCUCCUCACAGUCAUCAAAGAUAAUGACACAAGUCCAGUUCACUUCCAGCCUGUAAAAAUCUCUGUUGUCAUCGAAAGUGAGAUUGUGGGCAGCCUCUCCAGAUUUGCUGAUGCCUUCCUGGUAAUGUUUGGACUGAUCUAUGCACUACACCUCAACUAUCCCAGGGGACUGACCAACAAUUUUGAAUUCAUUCAAAAGAUUUUACUUGGUCUUGAUGAGGGUAAACUGUCACCCAUGUUACAGAGUCUCAAAAAUGACUUGAUGUGUAUGUAGAAAUGUAUUGGAAAAAUUACUAAGGCCUGGCAGUUUCUCAGUAGUUCAAUGUAAAUUAUUUUUGUGAAAAUAAUGGUUGAAAGGUUUCUGCACUUUUUUCCCCCCACAAUGUGCACAGUGUGCAUUUAUUAAUGGGCACAAUUUUCAUUUAUUAAUGUUAUUUGUGAUUAAUACAGCUCUUGUUCUUUACAGUUGUUAAGUACAGCUGGGUAGUACUUGGUAACAAUACAUGUAAUAUAGUUUUAAAUGGUUCAUGUUUUUCUAAAAGUUCAUGCAGGUUCGUGAAUUUGUAAUGUCAGAGAUGUGGUCUUAAUCUGCUUUUCAGGUUUUAUCAUAGUGCAUCUUUUUUUUGUUUUUGUUUCUGUCUUUUAAAUGAAGUGUUAAAUAGGAAAGGGCAAGAACUCGGCACACUGUAAUUUUAAACCGUUUAAGUUUGUUGAACUUAAAAUAUUUGAGGCAACGAGUUACAUCAAAAAAUUUAGUUUUGAUUCAUAUGAUUUUGAGUCUUGUGUUUUAAAAGGUUUGAGUAACUUGUACUUAAAACACAAAGACAAAAAUUAUAAUAAAUAUUGAGUUCAUUCAACUUAA